Messenger RNA from Nyctereutes procyonoides (raccoon dog), 7369 nucleotides. RefSeq names its product TATA-box binding protein associated factor, RNA polymerase I subunit D (gene TAF1D). The transcript is spliced from 7 exons. Lineage: Eukaryota; Metazoa; Chordata; Mammalia; Carnivora; Canidae. Bases 1515 to 2333 code for a protein of 272 amino acids. Gene Ontology annotation, cellular component: RNA polymerase transcription factor SL1 complex; nucleoplasm; nucleus. The record is from RefSeq and is a predicted model, not a curated record. Gene Ontology annotation, biological process: regulation of DNA-templated transcription.
CGUGGUGGGGUGCUCGGGACGGGGGGUUGCUGAAUGCGGGCCUCCGAGGCCAGGGUUGCGAGGCGCGACUCCGCAGCAGGGGCCCGUGCUGCGCCGGCACUUGAGGCGCGAGCCGCUGGCCGCGGUGGGUGGGGAGGAAGACCCGACCGUCGGGCCUGGUGAGCUAGGCAGGGUCCCUGCGCUGCUCCGGAGGCUGGAGCCGCGGAGGGCAGGCCCCGACGGUGGGGGCCCGCCCCUGCACCGUGAUGGGCGUGCUGCCUAGGGUCGGGAUGCAGGUGGUAAGGACUACGGACAGGGACACGUGGCCUCCUGCCGGAUCUUGGAAUAGGAAGGCGCGUUUCUUGGGGAAUGUUUUGUGAACGGUUUCCGGGAAAACGGUUUUUGAGUAAACUGUGUUGUGAAAAUGCGGUCUGUUCUAAAGAUCUGUAAUAGGAAGACAGCUCUAACCUCCAGUAUACCCCGUGCCAUUGCCCCCAAUAUUUGUUAAAUUUCGUGUUUGAGCAUUUAUCUAAUUAAUUCUUAGGUCUUUGCAUUUUAAAGAACUACCAACCAAUCCUAAGGUUACUGUGAGUCCGCCGGACAGUUUGCAAAUCUCCAAGACUUGCGUUGACCUUCAUGUUUUUCCGUAUUUGAGAUGUUUUGCCAUUUUAUCCUAGGGUUUCUUUCUUCAUCGCUCAGUUGUCCUCAAGCAUACUAAAGACUAAACACAAAAGCGGAAGAACGCCGGCAUCCUCUAUAAGGGAGAUGCGGUAGUGAAACAAGACUUCUUUCGGGGUUUUUUUGCCCAUUACUCUUAAGAUCUCCCAAGGAGAUUUUGAAAAGGGAAACAUAGGGCACCACUGUGUGGUCUGUGAGCCUUACACUGAAAAGUUUGAGAAUUCAGGACUUAAAAAGUAAAUAUGCCAAGGAAGAGGUUGCACGGUGACAUUGAUGAAUCGUGCGUAGGGUGAAUGAGAAGAGGCUACAAAUGGAUAUCCAGGAUUUUGGAUUGAGGUGGUAAAUCGUGAUUAUUUUUCCUGGUAUGCUGAGGCAACACUGCCUUCUGGCUUUGAGUUACUCCAAGGAGUUUACGUCUGCUGCAGCCUUUGGCCAUUAAUUGUACGUGAAUACUUGUACAUACAUGGUUAGUAAAAUUACAUUUUGUUUUAUGAGAAGAUGUUUAAUACUCUUUAUGGAAAUGACAGUAUCGUUCUGGAAUCUUAAUCCACUGGAUAGAUUUAGAAGACAACUGAAAGAUGGAAGCCAUUCAGUUUCCAGAUUUUAGAAUUUGAUUGGAAAAUGAUAAUUCCUAUGUAAGAAUGUUAAGGGCUUUGUAUAUAAUUUUGCCUUAAUUUACAUAAAAUGGCAUAAUACGACUACAUUAAAUUUUGUAUUACUGGGAUACUAGCUGAUUCUGUUGGCAUUUGUUCAGAGACUACAUUUACUGAAUUUUCAGAACUCUGAAGCAAACAAGUGGUGAAUACAAUUUGGAGAGGACUUGGGGGAGAAUAAGUAACGAAUUUUUUCAACCUAUAAUGGCAUCUAAUUCAGCUGUAGAAAUUGACAAUGAAAGUGAUAAUUCUUCUGGUAGCAGCUUAUUUAAGACUCAGUGUGUCCCUUACUCACCAAAACAGGGGCAAAGAAACCCUAUUAGAAAGUUUGUUCGUUCAUCUGGAGGUGUUGAAGCAAGAGAUUCAUCUAGUGACUCCUCUUUUGAACCAAGACCACUGACUUUAAAAGCUAUUUUUGAAAGAUUCAAAAAAAAGAAACGUAAAAAGAGGAAAUAUAAGCCAAAAGAAAGACCAAGGGGAAGACCAGAAGGAAGAAAAACCACUAGACGCUCCCAAAUAAAUAAGAAACAAGUUAAAGACAAAGGAUCUGGGUUCCCAUUUUUAGAAUCUGAGAAUGUAAAAAAGCCAUUACCAUGGAGAAAGAUUUUAAGCUUUGAGCAAGCGGUGGCAAGAGGAUUUUUCAACUACCUUGAAAAAUUGAAAUAUGAAUACUAUCUCAAGGAAUCCUUGAAACAAAUGAAUGUUGGUGAAGAUUUAGAAAGGGAAGAUUUUGACAGUCGUAGAUACAAAUACUUGGAUGAUGAUGGAUCUCUCUCUCCUAUUGAAGAGUCAGAAACAGUGGAAGAGGCUGCAACAACUCUUGAACAUGAUGAUGGAUGUGAUAUAAAAUUGGUGGACAAUAAUGAAUUCAUAGUAAGUUCUGAAAUACCAAAGAAAAUGAAUCUGUAUUUAGGACAAGAGGAAUAUACUGAAGAAGCUGCUUCGUCUAAAAAGAGAGCAUCAAAGUCCAAAAACAUGGGACAGAGGAUAGAAUGGUCUGAAAAGGAAGAGAUAGGAAUAUGAAUAUUAAGGUAAAUGGGAAACAACUUUUCAUAGAAAGUAAAGGUGAUAGAAGCAAAUUACCUACCUAUGUUGGUGUAGUGAUAGAACCUGGUUAAGGAGAAAAAAAUCUCUGAACAAGUUAUGAAACUCCUACUAAAGAAUUAUUAGAAAAAAUACUUUAAAACAGUGAAAUAAUACAUAAUAAUACAUGUAGAAAAAAUUGAGACUUGCAUAGCACCAAAUAAGUAGAAGAUCUUACUGUUUUGCCUAUAUUUGUUUAUUUCAGAGUUUGCAAAAAUCAAGACUUUAAGAUAUGGAAGUUUUUUCCUUUGUGGUUCUAUAGUAGCUACUUGCUACUUUAAUACUUGGUCUUUAUCUCCAUAUAGACUCAUUCCUUGUAAGCAUUUUAAAAAUUCUUACCUUGUAAUUUACAGUGACUUCUUUCAAUCUGUUGUAAAUGGAAGGAUAUUUGAGCAUUCAAAUUAAAGAAAUUAGAGACUGUAAUCCUGAAACCUUUAUUGUAAUCACUAAUGAUGGACAAACAACCACAACCAUCGAUUCCUCUGAGUACUUAAAGCCUUUUAUCUUUUUUUUUUUUUUUAAGAUUUUACUUAUUAGAGUAAGAGCAUGAACGUGGGGAGAAGCAGAUUCCUUACCGAGCAGGGAAUCUGACACAGGGUCCAAUCCCAGGACUCCCAGGAUCAUGACAUGAGCCAGGCAGGCACGACUGAGACCAUUUUGAUCACAGUUAUUCAGACAACAGAGACCUUUAGAGUCGAAUGUAUAGUACUGUAAUAAGCACUUAUAAGAUAGUUAGACUAUCUCAACUACUACUUUCUUAUCACUAUUGUAUAUUGCUAAUUAAAUUAUGCCACUAAAUAUCUAGUUUUUUAGGGAUCGCACUUGUACAUGUUUUUGUUUAGCUGUGAACAAAGACUUAGACUAAGUGCAAAAAAUAAAUCCUCUUUUGCAACCCAGAACUCAUGGCUCAGUAUGAGUUCUGAUACAGAUAAGAAGGAACAAGAUCCCUAAAGCAGAUUAAAGUGAUGGUGGGGGUAUUGAUAAACUGAAGGUAGUUCCUAGGCUGUAGAACUACUAAUGGCAUAGAUAUAAGGGAAAUGUCAGCUAUGUUGAAUUGGUAUUCUAAUUUUAACAUUGACAUGAAACAAAGAUGCCUUCUUUUUUUAGGCUUUUCACUUGAAAACAGUGUCUGGACUUAAAGGUAUGUCUUCUGCUUUAGGUGAGCUUUUGUAUCGCAUUUGUUUAAAUGUACUUUGUCAGACAACUUAAAACCUCCACAGUUUUGUUUUUUGUUUUUUUAAAGAUUUUAUUUAGGGAUCCCUGGGUGGCGCAGCGGUUUGGCGCCUGCCUUUGGCCCAGGGCGCGAUCCUGGCAGACCCGGGAUCGAAUUCCACACCGGGCUCCCGGUGCAUGGAGCCUGCUUCUCCCUCUGCCUAUGUCUCUGCCUCUCUCUCUCUGUGUGACUAUCGUAAAUUUAAAAAAUAAAAAAAUAAAGAUUUUAUUUAUUCAUGAGAGACACAGACAGAGGGAGAAGCAGGCUCCAUGCAGGGAGCCUGAUGUGGGAUUUGAUCCCCGGACUCCAGGAUCACGCUCUGGGCUGAAAGCAGGUGCUAAACCGCUGAGCUACCCAGGGAUCCCCCUUCCACAGGUUUCAUUCCUGAAAGACAUUUUCCCAGUUUUAAAUUUCUGUUUAUAACAUGAUUUCAGAAAAAUGAAUUUUAGGGUUCACACAUUUUACAGUGAUAAGUGCAAGCUUCAGUUUACUUGCAGGAAAAGGUGUUUAUGAACUAAGUUUAUAAAAAUCAGAAUACUGGAUACCUGUUUUAUGCAUUUACUUUAUUUUAAAACUAAUGCAUCAAAAAAAUAAAAUAAAACUAAUGCAUCAUCUAAAAUGAAGUGUAGGAUUUAAUAGUGUGAUGUUAGAAAUGAUAGAGGACACAAGAUUUCCUAAAUCUGAAUGAUGCAAAGAUUAAUUAGAAAGCACUCAAUUUAUCUUCCAAUAACUUCCUAAAUGGGAAAAACAUAAAUACAGCCACAUUAAUAUUUUCCUGUAUUUUUAAUAAAUGAUAUCAAAUAACUAGCUCUCAGAUGAGGCAGAAAAUUAAAUUGGUAGAAUCUGGAAUGUUCUAGACAAAACAUGGUGAUAGUAGAGUUUGCAAAAUCAAGACUUUAAGAAUCUUUUUCCUUUGCUGGUUCUCUUUAGUAACUACUUGGUACUUCACCUUUAGUACUUGGUUUUCUUUUUUUUUUUAGUACUUGGUUUUCAUCUCAGUACAGACUCAGACUCCUUUCCGUAAACAUUUAAAAAAAUCCUUAUGUAAUUUUUUAUGGAAUGAUUUCUUUAAAUUUGUCAUCAGUGGAUGGUGUUUGGCUUUUUGCACAAUUUCGAACUCAGAGCAGAUCACAGUUAUUUUUGUAGUAGAAUCUUUAAAAAAUGUAAAGGGUUUGAGGUCUAUCCCGAUGGGGCUUUUUCUGUAGACCUACAUCGUUGGAAACGCCUCAUAGAGUAUAUGUGUGGUUUCCUUUAUUCACAGAACUAUAUGUUAGAUCUGUGGGAAAGAACUACAAGACAUCUAUCGGCUAAAACUCUGUGAAAGACCUAAUCACAUCUUUUAAAUCUUAGGUAUUGGCGUAUCCCAACAAUCUGUACAGUUCUAGGGUGUGAUAGUUUAGGGGUGAAUACGAUUUGAACUCAUUCAUGUUUAGAGGUAGGUGGAACGUAUAAUUUCUGUUGAAAUUUUUUUUUCUGUUGAAGUUUAUUAAGGAUCCAAAAGUUCUGAAAAAAUAACAAGUUGUGAGUACAGCAUAGUCUAGUGUUACGCAGGAGUUAAUUUGAUAUGCAACAGAAGUAUCUAGAUCUUCUACAGAAUUGGGCAAACUGAAGAGACUGCUUAUGUAUAGAGAAUAACAUGAAAAUGCCCCUCUCUUUGAAUCUUUAUUAAACAAGUUUUGUGGUUCAUCCUAAUAAUGAAUAUCUGGAUACAUUGCAAAUAGGGAUAUAUUGGAUUUUCUUAUUUUGCCUAAUAGCAAUCUGAGCAACUGUGAUCCUGAUUUCUAAUGCAUGAUUUCUUCUAGUGAUUUGACUUAAUAGUUCUGUAUGUACGUUAUAUAAAGAUAGGAAAGAUAACAGGAACUAGGUUUACAAAUUAAGAUGCACAUAAGAUGGAAUGAUAAUUAGGAACAAAGGUCAAAAAAAGGAAUAAAGGUCAAAAUACUUUAUAAGAACUAAAGUUUCUUGAAGUUUCUCAGGUAGUAGCAUUGCGGUCUUGAGGUAGAGGGGUUUACAGUCUAGUCAGGAUUGCACUGCAUGGUAUCUGCACUUAGCAGCUCAGGUCCUGCUGGGUGUUCAAAAGACAGUGCAAUAGAAAUUCAGUAUCUGGCAUCGUUGGUUUUCUUGGCUUUGUGCAUGUUAAACCUGGUAUUUUUAUUGAAACAGUAUUCCUAUAGUUUUUCAUUAUGUUCAGUUUUGAGGUACUCUUAAGAGGAACUAAUGCUUCUCUUUUUCUAGGAUGUUUGAGAACCAGGAAGAUCAUUUAUCUAUUUAGACCCUAAAUGGGUAAGGCUUUCUAUCUCUUGCUUCUAGUGGCUGCUUUCUUUUGGUUGGGAAAACAGCAGGACUUCUAUAAAGAUGUAGAAGCCUUUGUAUAGAUUAUAAGCUUGAGAAUUUUUAUAAAGCCUCAUUCUAGAUGGAAAUGGGCACGGUCCUUCAUGGUGUCCAGAAAUUGUUAAUGUGGCUACAUUGAGACACAGGUUAUGCUUCCAUCAUAGCAAGUUUAUUGCUGUGGUGACAAUGAGGCCUGUAACAUUUUGUUAGGCUCAUGGGACAGAGUAGAAGUGAGACCUUUCAGUAUUUUAGGUCAUUUGCCAAAAUAGCAAUCUGUACGUCUGCAAUUUUCUAGGGCUCUAAAGAAAUUGGACCUCAAAGAUUACAGGUGAGAUUUCCCUUCAAAAGCCCUUUGUUAUAGGAGAUGGAAUCCAUUUAUUUACUUAAUUUUGCAGCAGCUAAUUCUAGUGGUUCAUUAUCUCACCACUUUAAAAAAAAAAACCUAGAUGUUAUUAAAAGGACACAGUGAGUGUUUAUAUGGUUACCAGUGAUUUGUGAUGUUAUGAUGACAGGCAAAAUGUUCAACUGCUCUGAAUGGGCUGAAUGAAAGUAGCCUUUCUGAACAUCCAUCUAAAUGUAAAAGUUAACUGAACCAUGAAUAGCUACUUUUGGUGUUAAUUAUUACAGGGCGUUUCGUGUCAGGGUAUGAAUGCAGAUGUAGAUAUAGCCUUAAUUUGUUCCAACAUUUAAAUGAACUGAAUUAAACAAUUAUUCCAACUGUAAUUUUUAGUGUGGAAUUUUCAGCCCAUAACUAGUACAGAACUGAGUUUUGGGAUACUUUGGAACCUGUAUGUAAUUAACUGCAUUUUGAAAAAUUUAAACUUUAAAAUCUUCCAUAGUGGGGAGUUUUUGAAGUAUGUCCAUAUUCAAGUGGAGAUCCAAGAAGACCUCUGGCAAGUUUAUUCUGUAUUUUAACCAUAUAAUGGUCAUUACCAAGGCUUUGAGAAUGCAGUUUCUCAUUUGCUGUGGACAUGACCAUAAAAAAAUUUUCCCAUUAGGUUUUCUUCCUUUUUUGCUAGUUUGCUAGCAUUCAGCCUAUUGGGAACAUUUUUAUCAACCCCAUUCUGUUUCCACUGCCUAGAUCAGCACUGUCCAGUAUAAAUUAACACAGGCCAUAAUGUGAUUUGGUAGUAGCUAUAUUUCAAAUUCUCAUCUGACUACAUGGCUAUUUUAUUGAACAGUGCAUGCCUAGAUCUCUACUCUUGCAGAUGUCUUUUGCUUAAUCCUUCUGUUGUUAACAAUCAUGCAUGUUUCUGUUACGUAGGACAGUGACGGCUGUGGAUUGAACAAAAGUUUGUUUUAAAAGUGCUAUUUUGGUUGAAGAUCAUCACUCUGGCUUUGGUGGAACUAUGGUGAUUGGCGGCAGAAGGAAUCACAUGUCAAAUAUCUUAAAUAAAAAUAUCUUAAAUAAAAAUUUAUUAAUUUUAAAUAA